Molecule: messenger RNA, 3475 nt
Organism: Salvia splendens (bonfire salvia)
Lineage: Eukaryota; Viridiplantae; Streptophyta; Magnoliopsida; Lamiales; Lamiaceae
Product: topless-related protein 1
Exons: 25
Coding region: 175-3339 (1054 amino acids)
Biological process (GO): regulation of DNA-templated transcription
Molecular function (GO): protein binding
Source: RefSeq, a predicted model, not a curated record
GUAAGAAAAGAUGGAAUCUUUGCCUUGAUAAGAGUCAUUCCAUCAUUUUUGUUUCAUUUGAUACUAGGGUUUUUCUUGAUUUUGGCAUAGAUUUGAUGAGAAACUAUUUCAAAAUAGUUGAAUUCCCAACUUUUCUGAUUUCAAGAAAUUAAGGUUAGGUGACAGCUGCCAGCAAUGUCGUCUCUCAGCAAAGACCUAAUGUUCUUGAUCAUGCAAUUCUGUGAUGAGGAGAAUCUUAAGAAGACCGCACACAUGCUUGAACAAGAAUCGGGCUAUUUCUUCAAUAUGAAGUAUUUCGAGGAGCUGGUGCUGGAUGGGAACUGGGACGAGGCGGAGAAAUAUCUCUCGAGCUUCACGGUCGCUGAAGACAACAAAUACUCCACCAAGAUAUAUUUUGAGAUUAGGAAGCAAAAGUAUCUUGAGGCCUUGGAUAAGCACGAGUUUCAUACCGCCUUAGACAUCCUUAAGAAGGAUCUCAAGGUGUUUGCACAGUCAAACGAAGAAUUAUACAAAGAAAUGGCUCAGCUCUUGGCACUAGAUGACUUGAGGGAAAAUGAUUCGCUCGCCCUUUAUGGAGACACGUUAACUGCCAGAAAAGGCCUCCUAGGUGAUCUUCGGUCUAUCAUCGAGGCAAACCCCCUUCUCCAAGGAAAAACUAGGUUUCCUCAAAUAAAAAAGUCGAGGUUGAGGCGUUUGGUUAACCAGAGUUUGAACUGGCAGCAUGUGCUAUGCUCACGUCCUCACUGGCAACCGCACAUCGACACCCUCUUUACGGAUCAUAAGUGUCCUGGAUCCGAUAAUAUGCAGGCUCAACUGAGCUCGUUGCCGCCCUCACCUGUUGCAGUUGAAUGGCCUCGAGAGAGAGACUCGUCAACUGAUUCCCUCGUUACAAUCAGGAACCAUGAAGCUCUAUCCGACCAAGGUCCUCUCGUUGUAUUUGAUUCACUUUCAGGGGCGGAUCCACUUGGUGCUUUAGCUGGGGAGGGUAGGCUCUAUGUCGAUGUUGAGUCAACGGAACAUAUAAACGAGGAGGAGGUCUCGCAGGCGGUUAUUUCCACCCGUUGUCAAGCUUCUCGAAAUGAACCUCCUAUCGAAUUUCCUAGCACGGUCGAACGGGUUUUGGAUAUAGGCUCGUCCAUGACUAGCAUGGAUUUUCACCCUGUUCAUGAGGCUCUGUUAUUAGUCGGGAAAUUAUCCGGAGAUGUGGAAAUCUGGGACGUUGCUGCUUACAAGAAGCUGUUCAGAAGAGAAUUUGUGGUCAAGUCGUUUAUGGACAAAAUGGAUAAAAAUCACAGCAUCUCCGUUACUCGUGUACUGUGGAGCCUUGAUGGUUCUCUAUUUGGGGUUGCAUAUUCGAAAAACGAGCUACAUUUGUAUUAUAAAAAUGGCAAUUCAUUUGAGAAGAAAUUGGAGAUCGACGCACAUAUUGGCAGUGUGAAUGAUAUAGCAUUCUCUAUAGCAAAUAAAAUACUUGUUGUCAUAAGCUGUGGUGAUGACAAGUUGAUUAAGGUUUGGGGUGCGGCAAGUGGCGCUAAACUGUAUACCUUUGAAGGCCACGAGGAUCCCGUGUACUCGCUAUGCCCUGGUUUGAAGAGAAAUAUCCAUUUCCUGUUUUCCAUUUCCAUAAGUGGUGAGAUAAAAGUAUGGUUAUUCGAUAAUGAAGGAUCGAGGGUGGCUUAUUGUGCUCCCGGUUCCUGUCGUACGAGAAUGGCUUGUGGCAAUAAAAGGGUGUUUUUGUGUGGGACGGAGGAAAACGGAGAAUCCUACCUUGUUGAAUGGAAUGAGAAUGAAGGGAGUAUUGUUAGGAAUUACCAGUUACUUAGCAAAUGCUCUUCGACUGUGGUUCAAUUCAAUACCUGCCUCGACCGGUUUCUGGCUGCUGGAGACGAGCAUCUGAUCAAAAUCUGGGAUAUGGACAGCGACGAACUGUUAGCCGUUAUUGAUGCUGAUGGUGGUUUGCAAGCGAGCCCGUAUAUUUGCUUCAGUAAGAAAGGGAAUCUAUUGGCUGUUUCUGCUGUUGAUAAUCGAAUCAAGAUCUUGGCAAAUGAUUCUGGCCGUCGUUUUCUGAAAGAAGCCGCCUUCGAUUUUGGUGAUUCUGCUAAAUGUGUAACAGAAUCCUUCGGCAAUCUUUCUGUAGGUUCGUCGCCUUUUCCAUGUCAAGGAGUUGCAGGAGGUAACGGGACUAUGGGAGGAGAGAUUCUGGAUCCAAUGUGGAUUACAGAACCGAAAGGGCGUGAAGAAACUACGAACAAUAUGGAGGCAACGAACGUUUCUAAAAUCGUUGAAGUUUCUCGCUGCCAAUCCAUGCUACUCACUUCUGAAGUCAAGACUAAUCUGAUACGGAGAUUGGUGUACACGCACACAGGUAAUGGCAUUCUCGCAUUAGCAGAAGACGGAACUCAUCUACUGUGGAGAUGGGCGAAGAGUGGCGAGGCAACGAUGAAAUGUGCCCCUCGGUUAUGGCAGCCGAGGAGCGGAUUGUUAAUGACCAACGACCUUCCUGACAAGAGCGGGGAUGUGGUCACACCGUGCCUUUCGCUGUCGAAGAAUGACUCUUAUUUAAUAUCUUCGUCGGGGAGGGUGAUUAGUUUGUACAACUUGCUGGGAUUCAAGAACAUGAGGAACGUGAUGCCAUCACCGCCUGCUGCAACGUGCCUCUUGUUCUAUCCACCGGACAACAACAUAAUAGCUAUAGGCAUGGAUGACUCCACGAUUCUCAUCUACAAUAUACGCGUUGAUGAGCGGAUAAGCAAGCUCAAGGGGCAUUCCAAACGAAUCAGCGGAUUGGCUUUCUCGACCAAUCUAAACGUGCUCAUAUCUUGUGGGGUCGAUACUGAGAUUGUGCUGUGGGACUCUAUCACAUGGGAGAAGAAGAAAAGCACGGUGCUGCAGAUCUCGGUUGGCUGGAUGGCAUCGGACUUGUCAGAGACGAACGUUGAACUGGACAAUGAUCAGCAGCACUUUCUGGCAGUGCACGAGACUCAGCUUGCCAUAUAUGAAACUGCAACACUACGACGUGUGAAGCAGUGGACUAUCGCCAACUUCUGCACGCGAAUAUCCCACGCGACCUACUCUUGUGAUAGCCGGGUGGUGUAUGCUGCCAUGAGAGAUGGGAUUCUCUUGAUACUCGGUGCAGCAGACCUCGCCCCACGAAUUGAGAUAGAUCCGUCUUCGUACCUUCCACCCCAUCUAAGCUGUUACGUGGAUCCGCUUGUUGUUGCGGCUCAUCCACAUAAACCGGAGCAAUUCGCGUUGGGAUUGUCGAACGGCGGAGUGGUCGUUAUCGAACCCGAAGAAUCUCAAGGCCAAUGGACCAUCAAGAACCACCUUGAAUCUUGAACUUGAAUCUUCUCAUGGCCAGUGGAUUAUAUCAGUUUUGAUGUUUUCUAUAUUAAACGGAUUUUCUUAUUUAAUCAUAUUGACUACAUUAUACUAUCAUUUUUUUAUUUUGAAGCAAUAUAUUAUUAAGUACUAA